Molecule: messenger RNA, 1203 nt
Organism: Candidula unifasciata
Lineage: Eukaryota; Metazoa; Mollusca; Gastropoda; Stylommatophora; Geomitridae
Source: the annotation of a GenBank genome assembly
AUGACGGCCCUCUUUGGAAGCAGCACCUCCUCCCGCAGCCAGAGUAAAAACCUGGUGGAAUUCCGCGCAGGCAAAAUGCUGAUGAAGGGGAAGAUGGUCCAUCCAGAUAAAAGAAAGGGGCUUGUUUAUGUUUACCAGUCAGAUGAUUCUCUCAUGCAUUUCUGUUGGAAAGAUCGGACCUCUAGCGUUGUGGAAGACGACCUCAUCAUUUUCCCUGACGAUAUUGAGUUUAAACAUGUGAGCCAGUGUACCACAGGCAGGGUCUAUGUUCUCAAAUUCAAGUCAUCGUCUAGAAAAUUCUUCUUCUGGCUACAGGAGCCCAAGACAGAUAAAGAUGAGGAGAACUGCAAGAAAGUGAAUGAUUUCCUGAACAACCCACCAACAUUGGGCUCUUCCAGGGGAGGAGGCAGUGGCAGUCUCCCCUCUGAUCUAUCUGGACUUGGUGAACAGGAUCUGCAAAGUAUUUUGGGUGGGAUGAGCCAGCAGCAGCUAAUGCAGCUACUUGGUGGCAUUGGUAUAGGAGGCGGGGGUCAGAGUCCUUUUGGGUCUCUUCUUGGAAGACCCAGUAGUGCUGCAUCCACAGCCUCAGAGCCGCCACUAAGAUCAAGAGCAUCUGCCGCUAGGACUGCUGCAGUAGAAACCCCAGCCGCCCAGCCUCGUCCGGCGACCGCAACAACCCUGCCUUCACAGCAGACUGCAGGUGAUGCUUCUAGUGCAGGCACAGCGACUACUGGUGCAGGAGGCAACGAGCCAGCAGCCACAGCUGCCCCUGCAGCAGCUGGAGCCGGAGCUCAAAUUCAACUGAGUGAUUUGCAGAACAUCCUGUCCACCAUGAUUCCUCCUGAUGGUGCUGACAAAGAAGUGGACCUGGUGAAGGCCCUCAACCCUGAAGCAAUGAUCCCCAUUCUGGCAAACCCUGAAAUACAAGAGCGGCUCGUGCCAUAUCUUCCUGAGGGAGAGACACUGCCCAAAACCGAGGAGGGACUGCGCAGCACCAUCCAGUCACCCCAGUUUCAGCAGGCCCUGAGUUCUUUUGGCUCAGCUCUCCAGUCGGGCCAGCUGGGCCCUCUGAUGUCACAGUUCGGUCUAGGCGAGGACGUGGCUAAUGCUGCUGCUCUUGGGGAUGUGGAGGCGUUUGUCAAAGCUAUGCAGGAAACUGCAAAAGGUAAAGGCGGGGACAAGGAAGACUCUAUGGAGCAUUAG